GCCCGGACAUGCGUAUCACGCCCCGCCCGCUGGAGGCGGGACUUGCGGCGGUUUGAAAGAUCCGUGCGCUGAGCUGGGUGGCUCGGCUGCCGCUAAGAUGUCAGUGCUGAGGCCGAUGGACAAGCUGCCCGACCUAAACAGGGCUACCAUCUUGCUGGUGAGCACGGAGGAUGCGCUUCUGCAGCAGCUGGCGGAGUCGGUGCUCAAAAUCGACUGUGCGUCCGAGCUGAGGGUCCACUUGGCCAACUCCCUGCCUUUGCCCUCCAAUGCGAAUCGGCCCCGAAUUGACCUGAUUGUGUUUGUGAUUAACCUUCACAGCAAAUACAGCCUCCAGAAAGUGGAGGAGUCUCUGAACCAUGUGGACAGCAGCUUCUUCCUGGGAAAAGUGUGCUUCCUUGUCACAGGAGCUGGACGGGAAAGCCACUGCAGCGUCCACCAGAACACAGUUAUGAAACUGGCCCAUACCUACCGAAGCCCCCUGCUCUUCUGUGAUUUACAGGUGGAGAGCUUUCGAGCUGCCAUGGCACAGCGCCUGGUGCGUGUGCUGCAGGUCUGCGCUGGCCACGUGCCGGGUAUCUCAGCGCUGAACCUGCUGUCCUUGCUAAGGAGCCCCGAGAACCCCCCAUCCAAGGAGCUGUGAGCACUGCUGCCCUCCACGGCGGGUGAAGACCAGUCAGGGCCUGACAGGCCCAGAGGCAGCCUGCUCCCUGCAGGACUGAGCUCCACCAGGGAGUGCUGGGCAGGAGAGCGGAGAGACCCCACCAGCCUCCUGUCCCUCGUCUCACCCCACAGAGGCCCUGUCCCCACCUGUCUAACGUCAUGUACCCACCGAAGGUUUUGGAACAGAGCCAUGGCUUUAAAAA
Molecule: messenger RNA, 863 nt
Organism: Rattus rattus (black rat)
Lineage: Eukaryota; Metazoa; Chordata; Mammalia; Rodentia; Muridae
Gene: Cenpm
Product: centromere protein M
Exons: 6
Coding region: 98-640 (180 amino acids)
Source: RefSeq, a predicted model, not a curated record